Messenger RNA from Lodderomyces jiufengensis, 522 nucleotides. It is a transcript of the gene ATP7, whose product is annotated as F1F0 ATP synthase subunit d. The transcript has a single exon. Lineage: Eukaryota; Fungi; Ascomycota; Pichiomycetes; Serinales; Debaryomycetaceae. Gene Ontology annotation, molecular function: proton transmembrane transporter activity. Gene Ontology annotation, biological process: proton motive force-driven ATP synthesis. The record is from RefSeq and is a predicted model, not a curated record. Bases 1 to 522 code for a protein of 173 amino acids.
AUGUCAGUUUCACAACAAGCCGCCAAAAAGGUCAAUUUUGCUGGACUUAUUAAAAGUUUGGGUUUAACUGGUGAAACAGCAGCUUCAUUGACUGCUUUCAAAAAAAGAUACGAUGAAGCUAAGAAAAACUACAUAGAUUUAUCAAGUCAACCAACUGAAGUAGAUUUCAAUCAUUAUAGAUCAAUUUUGAAAAAUACAAAAGUCAUUGAUGAAGUUGAAAAAGCAGUUCAAGGAUUUAAACCAAUUUCAGUUGAUUUAUCAAAAAAUUUAAAAAAUAUUGAUAUUUUUGAACAAAAAGCUGUUGAAAAUGCUCAAUUAACUGAAAAAUCAGUUUCAAAAGAAAUUGCUGAAUUAAAAGCUACAUUAAAAGAUAUUGAAAGUUCAAGACCAUUUGAUCAAUUAACUGUUGAUGAUGUUGCUGCUGCAAGACCAGAUUUAGAUGAAAAAGUUACUUAUAUGGUUAAACGUGGUAAAUGGAAUGUACCAAACAGUGACGCUUUCCCUAACUUGAGUGUUAUGUAG